This is a messenger RNA of Bombina bombina (fire-bellied toad), 1542 nucleotides long. It is a transcript of the gene FBXO15, whose product is annotated as F-box protein 15. The record is from RefSeq and is a predicted model, not a curated record. The coding region runs from base 17 to 1192 and encodes 391 amino acids. The transcript has 8 exons. NCBI's taxonomy places the organism in Eukaryota, Metazoa, Chordata, Amphibia, Anura, Bombinatoridae.
CAGGAUUUGCUCCACCAUGAUAAGGAGUUUGUGUUGGAAAUUUAAGUCUGUGGACAGUGAAACAGAACUUUUGAGUAACACCACGUUGGAAGAUAAGCAGCUUGGUUAUUGGAAGAAGACUUAUAUUGGACAUACAUUGACUGGCAGACAAAAUAGGCUGAAUUAUGUGUUAAAGUCUUUAGAAAAUUGCAGUGGGGUUCCAGGCACAUCCCAAAUUGCAAAGGCUAUUAAAUUGUCUGGAUUGAAAUGGACCAUUACACUCAGGGAUACCAAGGGAAAAGAAUUUGUCUUUGAGCAAAUGGAUAUUUUCUUUAAGGAAAACUCCCUUUCUUUGCUCUGGUAUGGUACACAAUUGCAUUUAUUGGCUUCUCUGACUACAAUACAACUUCAUGGUGUGACUUCUGCAAUUUUUGAUAAAAGCAUGAGGCCUAUGAAAAAUGGUCCAAGGACACGCUCUCUAGUCGCUGAGUAUGACUUACGUAAUUUGGAGAACAGUGUGCAUAUUGGACAGGAUGGACUUGUUAAUCUUCUUUCUCCUUGUCCUGGUCUUUUGCUUGGCAUUUGGAAGGCAUCUUCUGACCUUGCAUUUGUUAUGGUUACUCAUCAUUAUCAUCAGCUUUUUGAGAAAAGUAUUCUUGGAACAACUGAUUUGACAUUUACUAUACCUCAACAUGUCCCUAUACUUGAUGAUAUUGAUCCGCAUUAUGGUCUUCAUGGCUACCAGCUCCAUAUUGACAUGCACAGUGGACCAAGAACCUACUUUUGUGAGACAUUCCCCGGAUUAUUUUGCAGAAGGGAAUACAUUAAGAAUGGUUCUCUUCGACUCAGCGUUAUAGGUAUAAAGAAUAGCAAACAGCAUGCUCCUCUUGCUGGAAAAGUUGGUUUGUUGUGGAGGACAGAUACAUUUGAAUGCUAUAUGAAGAACUGUUUUAUUUUGGACAUUACUUUAUUGGAUGGAAAUAAAAACCCAUUUUGGUGUAUCAGUGCCCCAGUAAACAUUCGUAAAUCAAGGCAACAAGAUUUGCUGUUUGACUUUAUGGGACAAAACUAUUUUCUGAAAUACGAGGAUCCAUUGGGGACCAUUUAUGCUGAUCUUGUCUGGAUGAACGAAACUGAGGAAUUUUACAUAGUAUACAUGAAACUUCACUUAAAUACAGAUAAGGUGAACAGCUGGUUUGGGACACACUACUGAAUUAUGAAAAUGUGACAGUUUUCAUUUCAACAGCCGUAUGAGAUUCAUUCUCCCAAGCUAUAUGUUUUGGAAAAUUAAGAAAUCAUCUUUAGCAGCUGAUAGAAGACACUAAAUAAAGGAAGACUUAUUGAAGACUUGUUAGUUUUGAGCCAAUGUUAAGCUUUACUUCUAUACUUGUUUACAAUACUAUGAAUGCUAAUGUUGCAAGAGGCUUCAUUUAUAUUUUAUGUGAUUACUUUGUUAAAAUAAAAUGUCUUUAAUAGGGUGCAUUUGUCAGAAUGUGUGCCGUCUACUGCACCAAAAAAGAAAAAGUACCUCAGUUGCAAAGAACAAUGCCCAAAACUAAACGU